GCCUUGUAAAAGAGCACAUCACUGUUUUAUGAUUCUGUCUAUGUUCGUUAAAACCUCUAAAUCUAGCGUGAUGAAUAAUGAUUAGCAAACCUCUCAUUAGGAAAAUAGAAACUAUGUACAAUAGAAAGAGACCAUUCUCCUUCGGUUAAACACGGAUUGCGGGUUAAGAUCAAAAUCUUGACAAAAUAUUGUUUAUUCGAAUAUCUCAUUGUAGUCAUUGGGGAUUCUGUGAAAUAUAAAGUUCAAUAGAGGUAAAUUUAAACUUCACGACGGAGAUGGUUAUUCGUUAUGGCAUUUAAAGUUUAUGGAGAAAUAAUUAUUAAUGAAGUUUGAUGAAAUGAAAAAAUGGCAACGUUGUUAAAUGACGAUGAAAAACGAUGGUGUGUUUAUGGAAUCAUACUUAAUCAUGUUUUGAUCCCAGCUGUUCGACCUUACCUGGAAAAUAAUAUUUUAAACGAGUAUGAUGGACUAAAGCAAUCUCAUAAUAUUCAUGUUCAAAAGAUUCACAACUUUCCUUCACCAAAAUAUUCCCACGAUCUACAUUAUAAAAAUAUCAACAAUAAUGAAACAAAGGAUAAGAAGAAAUUUAACUAUGAAGUUAAGUCACAUGUCGACUUUGGAAAACUUUUCCUUCAAAACCACAUGGCAAAGUUUAACUUUUACAACAGUUGUGACGCAUCAGCAGUGCUUAAUUUACUAGAAAGGAUCCCAAUUUUUUCCAACCUGGUCCAGAAUGCUGCAAAAAUCGUUAGAGAAAAUAGAAUUUUUUGGAGUCACUGCAAUUUUAAGGAAUGGAACAAAACAGAUUUUCAAAAGAAAAUCGACAAUAUGAAGAAACUUAUGAAGAAAUUGAGUUUAGAAACUGAAGAAAAAUUCAUGGAUGGUAUAUAUAAUUGGAAAGAUCGAGCUUUGACAUUGAGGACAAACGACCAUGCUUCACGCGAAGAAUUAAAAGAACACAUUAACAGUCUUUUAAAUAAAAUAACUAAGAUUAAAAGAAGUGUAGAUGAAGUUGAAGAUAAACUGAAAGAAAUAAACGAAAAAGUUGAUGAACUUGAAGAUAAACAAAAAGAAAUAAACGAAAAAGUUGAUGAACUUGAAGAUAAACAAAAAGAAAUAAACGAAAAAGUUGAUGAACUUGAAGAUAAACAAAAAGAAAUAAACGAAAAAGUUGAUGAACUUGAAGAUAAACAAAAAGAAAUAAACGAAAAAGUUGAUGAACUUGAAGAUAAACAAAAAGAAACAAACGAAAAAGUUGAUGAACUUCAAAAUAAACAAAAAGAAACAAACGAAAAAGUUGAUGAAAAUGAAAAAAAACAAAACGAACCAAACGACAUAUUUCAGCAUUAUUUACACUUAACGAUUGAACAGCUACAACUAAUGAUAAAACUUAAAAGUUUCGCUGCAACAAACCAGCCUCUAAAUGAACAAAAUGACAUACAAUACAAAUUAAUUCAAGAACUAUUGAAGCAACUUCAAGGAUCGACUGCAAUAAACCAGCUUCACCCAAGAACAAAACAUGAAUCGCAGUUACAAGAGUGGAAAUACUUGGGUGAAUCAACAAAACAUAAAAACCUUUUGUUAAAAUUGUGUGUUCACAAAGACGAGAUUAAACUUUUGGGCGAUGUACGUGUAAUUUUCUCAAAUGAGUUCUGCAUCGGCGAAGGAAGUAACGGCACUCGUGUUUAUCUUGGACUGAGAAAGGAUGGUUACGGUAAGGCAGUGAAACGAAUAAUUCGGGAUAACUCGAUCACGUAUGCACAUCAAGAAAAGAAAAUUUUAAAUCAAUCCAACGUAAAGAAGUCAAAAUAUAUCGUAAAUUAUUCCUACUUUCCAGAGGAUACAGGAACGGACUUUGUUUACUUAAUAUUAGACUUAUGCGAGGAAUCAUUGCAGAGUUUUGUCAAGUUUACUGAAUCAGAUGAUCUUCAAAAAGUUCUCCCUAAGAUUCUCAGAGAAAUUUUACAAGGAUUAGCUGAUCUUCAUAGCGGCGAAAGUCCUAUACUUCAUAGGGAUUUGAAGCCUUCCAAUAUUCUCCGUGACUCAAACAGCAAUUUUAUGUUAGCUGAUUUUGGCAUUAGUCGAAUAUUGGAGCCUGGCGCCAAAACAUUUACAAGCCUUGCUAACGUGGGAACUGAGUACUGGAUUGCUCCAGAAUCAUAUAAUGAAGACGAAGAGUCAGUUGAUAAAGCACGCUACAAAAAAGAAUCUGAUGUAUAUAAUGCGGGAAUGGUGGCUUAUUAUGUUGCAACAAAAGGGAGACAUCCUUUUGGAACUAGAGGGUUUAGAUUGCGCAAUAUGCUGAUUGGAAACCCUGUUGGCUUGGACGAAAUCAAAGAUGAAGCACUGAAAGAUCUUCUGUCGUGGAUGUUAAAGCGACAACCAGAAGAUAGGCCAUCAGCCUACAAGGCAUUAAAACACCCAUUUCUUAUGUCAGACGACGAGAAAUUUGACUUAUUAUGUAAAGUUGGAAACCUAGAGCCGAUUGACGGAAACGAUCCCAACUCAAAUGCCGUUCAACAAUUGAAUAGCGAUUCCUCAGUUUGGAAAAGUCAAAUGGAUGAUGAUGUGUAUAAUUAUUUUACAACGAACGUUACGAAUGGAAAGAUUCUUCAUUAUGGAUCUUCUUGGACAAAAUGCUUAAGACUUAUUCGAUAUGUUGGCCAACAUUGGUACAAUCUUACAUGGUCAAGACCACAACCAGAACCAUUUUAUAAGAUUGGCGAUCACAAGAACUAUUUUCUCAAAACAUUCCCCAAUCUCCCUGUUCGGGUGCACGCAGCUGUCAGGUCAGAUGAUGAAUUGAAAAACAAUCCAGAACUCAAGAACAUUUUCAACUUUAAUCCUUCAUAGAUGUAAAGUGAAAAACCUUUUUACAACCAACUUGGAUAAUACGUAACCCCAUUAACUGAUAUAACGUAAUUAAUUAAUUUCACCUAAAAUGACAGUGAGAUUUUACAAUCCAAAGUAAAGGAUGAAAAAUCACGUGGUCAGUACUGAUGUACAAAAUUGUUAACUUGCUCAAAUAUUCUUACUUUCGUGAAUAAAGGAAAAUGUGAAAUCUUAAAUUUAAUAAAUUUGAAGGUCAAAGGCUGUAUCGUUAUGAUGUGAAAAGAUUGGUUGGACUUUCUUUUCUUAACGAAAAACCGAUAUGAAUAAAAUCUUGUUUUCAAACUAUUUUUCAAUGUGGAAUCAAAACAUAGAUCGUUUUGAAAGGCAGAGUAUCCAAGAAAAAUUUAUUAAAUGAUUUCUUAAGCAUAUAUCUUUCGAAAGUUUAACAAACAUUAUAACUGAGGUUGUUCAUAUAGCCAGCUUAAUGACUGAGAGAGCAUACUCAUAAAAUUAAAGUUUUUCUGCUGGUUAAAAUGCGCAAAUGUUAGCGGAUGUUGAAUUGUAUAGAUUAUUAGAUAUGUGUCCCCCGUUGAAAAGAUAUCUUCCCUAACUGUUGAUGACUACCGUCAAGGACGACACCUGUCGUUGAUACUUUUUUCUUUUAUUUUUUUGCGCUUUUUAAUUUCAGAAAACUAUAGCAAAAUAAGAACUAGCUUUCAUUCACUUUUUAAGAAUUUAUGGUAAUGCGUAGAAAAUUGUUUUUAGAUGAUUGUUGAGAGUUGAGAACAAGUUUAUUAUUUGUGGUUCUAUUUCAGAAAAGCAUAAUGAAAAAAGUACCUUUUACACUUUUUAACAAUUUAUAGCAAUGUUUAGAAAAUCGUUUUGAGACAAUUAUUGAUGAUAUUGAUGUUAAUGAGUCAUUUCGUUCGGAGAACCCUUGGACAUUAAGUCAAAAAAUAAUCUUAUUCAAAUCAAAUAUCACCCACUACGACUUAACCCACCCGUCGUAUUGAAAAAAGUCAUCUUAACGACAAUCUUUAACAUCAAAUUAAUCAGUGAACAUUGCUAUAAAUGUAAUCAUUUACUUGUUGAUAUAAUUCUAGAUAUUUGUAGUAUAAAUAAACAAUACUAUAAGAACCAUGUUUAUAUGAAAGGUGAGACAGAACUUGACGGAGUCUUUGUCACUUACCAAACAACAGUUGGGAUCCUACCAAAGACGAAAUGUUUUUCGACACGUAAAUCAUUCUUUAUUUCAGACAAAAAAAUAUGAAAACCUGAUAUUACAUGAGACUUGUCUUCAAACAGAAAAUUAUCAAAUAUUGCUACCCUACCCCUACAAAAAUAAAUAAAACGUUUCGUUUAAACAAGCCUCGGGUUUCGUCUCUCCAUUAAUAAACAGACCUUAAUUUAGAAAUUGUAGAUGUCAGUUAAGAUAAAAAUGUUGUUGUAAGUAAAAGUAAUCCAAACAUUAACUGGUCAUAAAUUACAUUAUUUUUAUGAUGUUUGCAUAAAGUUCAUCUAAAUGACUGGAACUUUUAUAGCAACAAGUGUUUAGCCAUGUAAUAAUCUUUUAGCAUUUUGUAGACAAUUUAUUUAGUGGAUUAAGAAGGAUAUUAAAUAAAGUAUCAACCUCAAA
Messenger RNA from Xenia sp. Carnegie-2017, 4468 nucleotides. RefSeq names its product DNA repair protein RecN-like. The transcript has 7 exons. The record is from RefSeq and is a predicted model, not a curated record. Gene Ontology annotation, cellular component: IRE1-TRAF2-ASK1 complex. NCBI's taxonomy places the organism in Eukaryota, Metazoa, Cnidaria, Anthozoa, Malacalcyonacea, Xeniidae. The coding region runs from base 346 to 2853 and encodes 835 amino acids. Gene Ontology annotation, molecular function: protein serine/threonine kinase activity; RNA endonuclease activity; ATP binding. Gene Ontology annotation, biological process: IRE1-mediated unfolded protein response; intrinsic apoptotic signaling pathway in response to endoplasmic reticulum stress; protein phosphorylation.